Zerene cesonia (dogface butterfly) is the source of this 1119-nucleotide messenger RNA. It is a transcript of the gene dmrt99B, whose product is annotated as doublesex- and mab-3-related transcription factor A2-like. NCBI's taxonomy places the organism in Eukaryota, Metazoa, Arthropoda, Insecta, Lepidoptera, Pieridae. The record is from RefSeq and is a predicted model, not a curated record. Gene Ontology annotation, biological process: sex differentiation; regulation of transcription by RNA polymerase II. Gene Ontology annotation, molecular function: DNA-binding transcription factor activity, RNA polymerase II-specific; protein binding; RNA polymerase II cis-regulatory region sequence-specific DNA binding. Bases 1 to 1119 code for a protein of 372 amino acids. The transcript is spliced from 4 exons. Gene Ontology annotation, cellular component: nucleus.
AUGUCUUUGCCGAACGGUGUGGACGUGUCCCAGUUGGUGCAACACCCCGUGCUGGCAGCCCUGCCACCCUUCUUCUUGAGAGCCUCGGAGAGAUAUCAGCGUACCCCAAAAUGCGCGAGAUGCAGGAACCACGGCGUGGUGUCUGCGCUGAAAGGCCAUAAGCGGUACUGCCGGUGGCGGGACUGCGUCUGCGCAAAGUGCACGCUGAUCGCGGAACGGCAGCGGGUUAUGGCUGCACAGGUAAAAUUAAAAUGUUUUCUUCCCCAGGUGGCACUGCGCCGGCAGCAGGCACAGGAAGAGAACGAGGCCCGGGAGCUCAACCUGCUGUACGGGGGUCAGCCGUCCACUGCGCCACACUUCCCAGAACUGUCUGAUGAGGCACCAGUUCAGAAACGAGCUCGCAUCACUGAAGUGUGUUCCAGCCCAUCACCACCAGAAAUCCAGGAAUCGAAGACACCAGGCCAGACACCUCCACUCUCCACACCCCCUCCCAGAUCCCCGUCUGACCACGAGCUAAAUGUAGAAGAGGAAUUAGACCACUCUGAAUCGUCGCUCACUCCAGAAAAUCUAUCCCUAAAAGAACAGAGACAGGAUGACGUCAAGAAAGAAGAAGACGACAAAUGGGAGAACCAAAAUUACAAAUACCGACGCGGGAAACCUGAGACGCACAUGCCUGAGCCUCUGGAAGAUUCCACGCCAUUCCAGAAGUCUCCAGUCGACGUGCUCAUAAAGGUGUUUCCGAGGCGCAGUCGCCAGGAGAUCGAAGCCAUUCUGGCCAGGUGUAAAGGUGACGUGGUAGCCGCUAUGGAAACAAUGGUGAAUGGCCCUGAAUCCUCAUAUAAUCUAACUCCUGAGUCUCCAUACAUGCAGAGCUACCAGUCCAAAUCAGCUUUCUCCCCGCUAUCAAACCAGAGCUUUAAGUUCUCGCCGUCGAGAAGAUUUCUGACUCCCCCAUAUAGUGGGACAGGAUACUUGCCUACUGUGAUCCGACCACCUCCGGAGUACUUGUCCUCAUUCCUGCCGCCCUCCGAGCUGAUGUACGGCCGCCAGCUGCAAGUACCCUCACCUGGAACGUCGCCGACCUCGGAUAAUACCAACAACGAAGGGUUUUCUGAUUAG